Molecule: messenger RNA, 1077 nt
Organism: Aegilops tauschii subsp. strangulata
Lineage: Eukaryota; Viridiplantae; Streptophyta; Magnoliopsida; Poales; Poaceae
Source: RefSeq, a predicted model, not a curated record
AUGGACGCCGUCAAGCUGGUGACCGAGGGGCCACCUGAGGGCAAGGAGCACCGCACGCCCGAGCGGUAUUUCAAAGACGUCCUGGAUGGGUCUCGUAUUGUGGCGACGCAAUAUCCACCUCACCUCACCUCUCUCCUCUGGCUCGAUCUCGAGCUCAGCCGCUCGAGCUCGUCGCCACUGCUCGCCGUCAACGCGGCCACUGACGCGCUCACCAGCCCCACCGCCGUCUCCUACGUCGCCUGCCACCUCGGGUUGGAGGUCGGAGCCCCUGCGGCAACCGCGGUGACCUCGUCUCCCUCCUCUGCUUUAUCAUCGCCAUCGCCGGACUCCGCCGCCCUCCGACCACCACCGGCUUCCCCGGGCCUUCCCAGCAAUGGCAGUGAGCAUCUCCCUCCUUCCCCUCACUCCAUGCGCUCGAUUGCGAGUUCUGGCGCCCGAUUCGCCGUCCGCCGAGUUGCUCCGCCGCACGAGCCCGUCUCCGGCGAGGCUCCGCCGUGCUCCGGCACUGCAUGCCUCGCCCGUGCCGCCGCCUCAUGCCCUGGCCUCUCCUCCCUCUCUCUGCUGCUGCUCUGCACCGGCAUCCUCGCGUGCCCCCACUCGCCCUCGCCUCCUUGCCACGCUCACCGCACCACCUCGCCGUGCUCAACCCCGCGCGCCCUUCCCGCGCUGGCCGUGCCCCGCUCGCUGCCGCGCGUCGCGGCCGCCCCUGGCCACGCUCUCACCUGCGCGCCCCCUCUGCUGCCCGCGCCCGCCAUUCCCCGGCCGCGCUGCUGCUGCCUCCACGCUGCUGGCUACCCGUCGUCACCGCCGCGGCUAGCCCCGUUGCGGUGUUGCCCCGUUGCCGCUCGCGGUUGCUUCCUCCGCGCACCGCUGCCGACCGACCCGCACGCACUCACCACCUCCUGCAGCCCGCUCCGCCAGCGCGCUUCUCCGCCGCCGUCCACGACUGUGGCCCCGGCUGGCCGUCGCCCGGGUCCGACGUCCGGCUCCGCCGCCUGCGCGCUGGGCUGGCGCCCGUGCCCGUUAACCCCGUCAUGUGGCCUGGGCCACUUACAGAUGGGGCCCAACUCCCUUUAA